AUGCAGUCCUCGAAAGCUCUCGCUCUCCUCCGCCCUACUUCAAGGAGACAAACCUCCAUAUUUCGAGUGCCCAUACAACAAUUGGGUCUGAAGCAGGGCUACUGUUCCGUCUGUGAUGCGCAACAAUCAGCUUCCCCGCCGAUAGUGGUGAAAGCUUCCAAAAACCUCCCCACACCUCAAGCGGACCACCGAGAAUUGGGGGUACAACAAGAACUCUUUACGCUGUCAAAAUAUAGUCCCGGUUCGACCAUAUUUCUUCCAAAUGGAACGAAAAUAUUCAACAAUCUCACCAACUUUCUGCGGUCCCAAUACGAGUACUACGGAUUUCAAGAAGUCAUCUCACCCACAAUAUAUAAAAAGUCCUUAUGGGAAAAAUCGGGACAUUGGGAAAAUUAUGCAGAGGACAUGUACUCCGUGACUGGUCGAGGGGCCGAGGGGAAGAAGACUCAAAAUAUUGGGGAGGACGAAGAAUAUGGAUUGAAACCCAUGAAUUGUCCAGGACACUGUUUGAUAUUUGCAUCGAAGCAAAGGAGCUAUCGAGAUUUGCCUGUGCGAUACGCCGACUUCAGUCCACUUCACCGAAAUGAGAUCUCGGGGGCGUUGAGUGGAUUGACCAGAGGGCGGAGGUUCCACCAAGACGAUGGUCAUAUAUUCUGCCGGCCCUCACAAAUCCGAGAGGAGAUUUCAAAAACGUUGGAAUUCGUGCGCUUAGCGUAUGAUGUUCUUGGGCUGGGAUCUUAUCGACUGGCGCUUUCCACUAGACCCAGGGAACAUUUCAUUGGGACUGUGGAAGAAUGGAGCAACGCGGAAGCGGCGUUGAAAGAAUCUCUAGAUGCUAGCGGAGAACCUUGGACGCUUAAUGAAGGCGACGGCGCUUUUUAUGGACCAAAAAUUGACAUUAUUUUAAAAGACACGGAUGGGAAAGAGCACCAAACCGCAACCAUUCAGCUUGAUUUCCAGCUCCCGAAGCGGUUUGAGCUAUCAUACCACGCACCAGCUCCCGAGCUGGAGCAGAAAGGCUUGAGUACUACUGAUGCUGAGCUUCUGUCUGUCGAAGGGCCGGUCACCCCAGUUAUGAUACACCGAGCGGUAUUAGGGUCGGUGGAAAGAAGCAUGGCUCUUUUGAUUGAACACUAUAAUGGUGCAUGGCCAUACUGGUUAAACCCCCGUCAGAUGAUGCUUGUCACUGUCAACGACCAGGAACCAGUCGUCGAGUACGCUCGGGAGGUCAAGAGGAUUCUUCAAGGCCUUGAUGAACCAAAGGGUGCCACUUCUUCCUGGAAGGGUACUACUAAGCACUCAAAUGGACAGUCAGUCGAUAUUGACGAUAGUGCUCGAUCAGUAAAGAAGAAGCUCUCGGAAGCCAAGAGAAGCAAGUAUGCGAUUGUCAUUGUCAUUGGUCAAAAGGAUGUUGAGUCGGGAACUGUCAGAGUCGACUUCUCAAGCAUACCAUCAUAUCGAUUCAACAUUGCUACCAACCCAGUACUACUUAGUAUUCUUGGGAAGGAUUCUCAGGCAGGCAAUGAGCUCACCCAGGACGAGAUCAAAAAUAUCACUAUGAAACCUAAAGAUCUGAAGGUAGUACUUGAGCACUUGCGAGCAAGUCAUGUCUAG
Molecule: messenger RNA, 1614 nt
Organism: Hymenoscyphus albidus
Lineage: Eukaryota; Fungi; Ascomycota; Leotiomycetes; Helotiales; Helotiaceae
Source: the annotation of a GenBank genome assembly